GGAUGUUAUUUAGCAUUCAAGGUUGAGGUAAAAGUAGCUGAGAUACGAAGUGCGGACGAGCUGUUUGAUGUCUGUGUCUAAGUGCAGCUUUGAAAUAAUUUCUUUUAACAUAUACAGUAUUUAAACUAAUGUUAAUAUAAGUUAUAACACUUCUGAAAAUGUGUGACAAAAGUAUUCAUAUCUUGAGUGUUGGACAACUAACCUACAACAAACAAGGUUACUUCUGACUAAGUUCUCUACAUCACUGAAAACCGGAUCUAGUAAGAAUCCAUCCCGACUUUUAUUUUAAAAGUGGAUUGUACGAGCCACAUUUGAAAAUCUAGACGUUUCUUUCUUCGAAUGCUAUCAAUGAGAUUGGUGUCUUGCCGAUUUUUGAAGCAGCCAUAAAAAGGUCGUUACGAUGUUUGUUCGCCAGGAAUUGAACCUUGUCUCAGCAGAUAUUAAUCCUGAAUAGAUUUUGUUUUUAAAUCGAAGCCUGUAAAGUGUGAGCAUCAGGUAGCCCUUAAAGUUUUUUGGCUUGUGCCUGAACUCGCUUGUCUGCAGACUGCUGCUGCUUGUGUCUAAUUGCCAAUUUACGAGUUAUACUUACAGUGCAUCCUCCAAUUUUUCGUAAAAUUCAGUCACAAAUUGCUUGCAGUUACCUAGGUAGAGGUUAUUGUGGCUGUGUCAACUAGACAUUUCAUAAGUCAUUUGGUGUUCUUAUUAAGAGAUGAAAUAUCCUGUUGGACCCUUGUACAGCCCUUUGGCUGGAUUUGACACACUGAUUCAUCAGACCCUUGAAGAUGGUGGAGAACAACGGGACAAUUUGUCAAAGUUAACAGUAGCUUGCUGUAACAAUAAAAACUUGAUAAUCCAGCCAAAAGCUUUUGGAAUUCCACUAACUAAGUUAGUGAAGAAGACUUUUACAGAGUUUUCUGUUCCAUUUGUUUUGAUGAGAAUUUGUCAUUUUAUUGAAGAAAAAGGUGCUGAUAAGAUUGAUCUGUCACGGAGAUCUAAAAAUACGCAAUUGGUGGAAAGCUUGAGAAUAGCCUUUGAUGAGACUGGGAAUGCCCCAUUGGAAGCAGAAUGUGAUGUAUCAACUGCUACAGUUUUGCUAGAGAUAUUUUUACAUCAACUACCCGACCCUAUUAUUCCAAAAGAUACCCUUCCAGCUUAUGUUCUUGCAGUUCAAGAUAUACAGAAAGACAAGGAAGGCUGUAUCUUGAAAUUGAAAGGUCUGGUAGAAAAGCUACCAUUAGAUAAUUUCAACACUUUGAAGUUUAUUACCCAGUUUAUUUUCCGUGUGAAUCAAAAAUACAGUGAACGUGAAGAGAUUAUGAUCAUGGGAUUCAGUCUGGGAUCAAAAAUAUUCAGACUUGCUUAUGAAGGAGACAACCAUAAAAACCAGUUGGUUUGUAAUCUACUAAUGGAGCUCCUUGUUUAUGAUUAUAACAUCAUUUUUGAAAAUGGUGUUGACCAAUUAUAUGACGAUAAGCCAUUAAGAAGAAAAUGUAAUGAUGAUGAUAAUACUUUGGAUGCACAAGAUUCAGAAGUAGUUGCUUCAGCAUAUUCAUUUAAAUCUGUGGCGAGUUUUUGUUCAGCAUCAGCUGAUCCAUCAGUUAAUCUCAAGCCAUUAUCUAUUAUAAUUCCACCCAUGGAAAAAUAUGAUGCUGAAGAUGUUUCAUUAGAAGCUCGGGUACCAACACUUCUUGUUGACAGCAGUGUAGUUCAGAGCUUUAAGGAGCCAUUGGUGAAAUGCUUGGAUAUGCAUACCAUUCAACAACAAUCAUUACCUCACCAAGGUAGAAAGCGUAAGGAGCGUAGACCAUCAAAAGAAGAAUGCCUACUGAUACAGUCAAGCUUUGUUGAACGAAAAUCAGCUGACCCUGUAAUGUUUUGGGAGCUUUCUCAAAACAUCAGUCAAGAUGAAACAAGAAUUAUGGUAUCUUCAGAUACCAAAAUCAUAGAGACAAGAGAACCAAGUGUUUCUAUCACAAAAUGGCGUGACCAUCUAGGGUCUAUGCUCACAGCAGAACUGAGUCCUCACCCUCCAUUGGCUAAGCGACAAGAACUUGAAUCAUUCUUAGAAUUAGAAUAUAAGAUACCUAUCCAGGACAUUGUGGGACAAUCAGAUUCUCUUUUUGAAACGUGUAACGUCAGUGAAUUCCAUGAGGUUCAGCGUAGUGCAGAACGUAUGGCUCCACUCAAACAACCCUUAUAUCAGAAAAGUAUGCACACAGUAAAUAAUGUGAUGGACAAACAACUGAAACCUAAGUCAGAAUCCUGUGAAAAUCAAGUAGAAUCUGAUGUCAGAAAAAAUAAUUCUUAUUUUGGUAAAGUACCAGUUAAAACAUGCAAGAAUUCUGUGACAAAAAUGGAAGAAAGCUGUAAAGACAGCUUUAAAGAGAAUUAUGAAAGAAAGAAAUUUCCUUCAGAUAGACUUCACACACAACCUAACAGUAAAUAUCAUGUUGGUUGUGACAAAUAUGGGCAUUAUUUACCUAUGUGUAAACAUGGUUCUCAUCAAGGUUGUGAAAGAAUACCUGCUUUGCAAAGUGGCAGUAAACUUUCUCAUCCAUUGUUAGAAGUUCAUCCUGUCAACACUGUGGAUGCAAAUUAUUACAGUGAUGAUGAUACUAGUAAUGAAAACACUAUUCCUUCCUUUGAUUUCACGUUUUCAAGUGAUCGUGAAGAUGUUCAAGAACCUGUUCUUUCUGAGCAUCGUCACAGUUGGCCACUUACAACUAGUGGUUUGGAAGAUCCUAUGCUUUCACCAUCAUUUUAUCAUCUGAAGAAAACGAAUUCUUUUGAAGCUUCUUUAUCUCUAAGUGCUGGAAUUUGUCUUCCACAUCUUAGAUCUUUGGAUCCAAACAUACCUCCUUCUUCACCCAAAGACCAACAUGUUUUUACAAAUAGGGUGUUUAAAAAUAAGGAUAAAAUCACAUCUUCGAUUAAACAACUAACAAAGAAGAUCCAUAAACUAAAGAAGAAGAUUCGACAUUUUGAAGAGAACUUUGAAGGAGAUUAUGGUUUUAGACCCUCUCAUGCUGAUAAAAUGAAUUAUCCUGAAGUGAAAAAAAUGAUGACUGAGCUUAACAAACUUCGGAAAGAUCUCAAAGGUGUCAGGGAAGAACAACAGUUGGAACAAGAUUCUGGUGAUUAUAUUUUCACACGUUUUGUUGGUAAGAGUGGAACUGUGGGCCACAGUGACUUGUCAGACAGUUAUAAAUUCCCAAUGGAGAAAGUUCUUGAUAAGGGCAAGGCACAUUUGUCUGAAGAGAAAUGUAUUGCUAAUGUACCAGAAACUGUUGAGGGUAUGACAACAGACCAAAUGCUGAAGGAGGAAUUAGAUAUCCAGAGAGAUCUCUUGAGGUUUGAAAGAACUCCUGGUCGACCACUUACAGAUAACCAGAAAGAAAUAACGCAUCCUCUUUAUGACCGCUGUCGUAAUGUUAAACGUAUGUCUGGCAGGAUCAGUGUGUUUGGAAAUUCUCUAGGGAAAGAACCUGGAACAGAACUGCAACCUAUUUUGGAACAUGUUGCCAUGGACUUCAAAUCCCCAGAAAGAUCUGGAUCAUUGGGACAGAUUGAAAACUCCCCAUCCAAUCUAACAGAAGCAUCUCCAUCUGCUUUGUUGCCUCAAGAAGAACACGCAUGUGCAGCUAGUCAAAAAGGACAAGCUAUAUCCAAGCAUGAAGAAAAAUCGGUGACUGCAGAAUUCAAUAAUUCCAAUUUUCAUGAAUUGUCUCUGCCCGAAUUGCUUCAACAACGAAGGCAAACAAGACUUGAAAAACGAAGAUUAAGAAGGAUUUUGCGUGAAUUUGAAGAAGAGUUUCAGCAGAAAAAUGGAAGAAAAGUGCAGAAAGAAGACAAAAUUUCUGUGGAGCCUGUGUACAGUGAAUACAAGCAUACCAAGGGAAAACUAAAACUGUUAGAAGCUCUGGUAACCAAACAUGAACUUCACCAUAGAAUCUGAGAUUUCAAGACCAGCUUGAUCUAAUUUAUUUUUUAGAGAUACCAAUUACUUCUUUUCAAGUUAAU
Limulus polyphemus (Atlantic horseshoe crab) is the source of this 4020-nucleotide messenger RNA. RefSeq names its product protein FAM13B-like. The coding region runs from base 710 to 3955 and encodes 1081 amino acids. NCBI's taxonomy places the organism in Eukaryota, Metazoa, Arthropoda, Merostomata, Xiphosura, Limulidae. The transcript has 24 exons. The record is from RefSeq and is a predicted model, not a curated record. Gene Ontology annotation, biological process: signal transduction.